UUGUCUUUCACUUGUCUAUGGUUGUAAAAUCAAAAUAAAAUAGAUUUGCUUGUACGUGUGAUUUCAUGAGAUAUAAAGUUGUAUUUGAUCUAUAAAUUUUCAUCAAAACCUCAUCGGAACUAGCAAGUAACUGUUCGAAACAGCUUAGCUAUUAUACAAUUACUCUGGACAUCCUAUUAAAGUUAAAACUACGUUCGAAAAUGAGCCUACAAAAAGCCAGAAUUAAAGCUUUUGAAGACUUUUUGAAAAAAGAUGUGAUUAACAUUGAUCAACUGCAGAAAUUGGCAUUUAAUGGGGUGCCAGAAGAAAAAGGGUUGCGUUCACUUGUCUGGAAAAUAUUGCUUCAUUACUUGCCUGAAGAAAAAGAUGCGUGGCAGAGCACAUUGCUAAAGAAACGUCAACUUUAUCAACAAUUUAUAGAUGAGAUCAUAGUAUCCCCCGGCGGGCCGAGUGAUCAUCCUUUAAAUAUUAAUCCAGACAGUUCAUGGAGCAUAUACUUUAAGGACAAUGAAGUUCUUUUACAAAUAGAUAAGGAUGUUAGAAGACUGUGCCCUGAUAUCAACUUCUUUCAAUCAGCCACUGAGUUUCCUUGUUUCGAAAUUGUGAACAGUAAUGGUGUGAAAAGACUACAUAAGCGAGUUGAGCAAUCUAUGUUAAGUUAUUCAACACUUGAAAGAAGAGGACUUGGUGUAUCUAAGCUGAGCAAUGAAAUCCGUCGAUCCAGCAGUGUCACAAGCGGGGACUACACACCGUUGAAUGAAGGUAGUGAAGCACAUUGGGAAGUCGUGGAGCGAAUGUUGUUCCUCUACGCCAAACUGAACCCUGGUCAAGGUUACGUUCAGGGCAUGAAUGAGAUCAUCGGCCCCAUCUACCACACAUUUGCGUCCAAUACCGAUGUAGAAUACCGCAAGCACGCGGAAGCGGAUUGUUUCUUUUGCUUCACGAACCUAAUGGCGGAAAUUCGCGAUUUCUUCAUACGCACGCUGGACGAAACAGAGAGCGGCAUCAAUUAUAUGAUGAUGAAGUUGUGCGAGUGUGUGAAGAAACACGAUCCCGAAGUAUCAGAACGUCUGGAGAAGCAAGAGCUCAGACCACAGUAUUAUAGCUUUAGGUGGUUGACCUUGCUGUUAUCACAAGAAUUUUCGUUGCCAGAUGUGGAGAGAAUCUGGGACUCUCUCUUUGCUGAUUCGCAGCGGUUCAACUUUCUUAUAUACAUUUGUUGUGCCAUGAUUUUAUUAGUAAGAAAAAACUUGUUAAGCGGCGAUUUCGCGUCAAACGUUAAGUUACUGCAGAGUUUCCCACCGAUGGAUGUGUCAUUAAUACUAAACAAAGCUGUGGAAAUCUCUAGAUCGUAGAGGAAAUGAAUUUCAUAAGUACAUAUCAUUGUUAUAAGUUGUACUGUUUUAUGUGUCCAUGUACCUAUAGGCUAAGGUCAAUGUGUGAACAGUAUAUUACGUAAUAAUUGGUAAAGUCGUAAAUUCGCAUAUCCUGCCAAGUGGCGGCUUAGGUACUGUCAUUAUAAAAUGUCAUAGGUGGCAUCUUCUUUAUUAUAAUAUGUACAUAUAUAAACUUAUUGGUUGAAAUCAUUAUUAAACAAGCUAACUUUAAAAAAUAAAUGUAAUUGGUUUUGUAAAAUUACGUAUUCUUAAUUCAAAUUUGAAAAUGGAACGAGCGUUGGUUGCCCGAAUAUCGCACAACACUCGCUAUAAUUUAAAUAAUAUACUAUUAUUUCUUUUUUACUUUUUUAAUACAUUAUUUUACUUGAAAAAAGAAACACUUAUAUUGUAUAUUAAUUUUAUCAAAAUAGCUUUACAAAAUCCUACAACACAAAGUAAACUUCAUUUACUGACAAACUCCCUAAAACGUCGAAAUUACUUUAUUUUUGUUUCCAUUAUCAACGAUUCAAUGCUACUAUAUACUAGCAUCACAGUCACUAUAAUUAGUUUAUUAUUUAAUUAAUAAUAUUAUAAAUAAAGACGUAUACGUCAGUGUUGCCUGAUUUUUUUUGCCAAGUCGGGAUUUGGGAAUUUUUUGAGUGAAAAAAGCGGAAUUCUUUCAUCGGCACAUCGUAAAAAACGUAUAUAAUCAAAAGUUUUAAAUAUUUAUCUUUUUAUUUGAAUUCGAAUUACGCAUUCGUGACAAUAGGUAUUAAAAAUACCUAUAAAAAUUGUAUUUUAAUAAAAAUAACACUAUGAUAUUUUAAAUCAUAUUUACCCUUAAAUAAUUGAGUCUUAUAAGUUAGUAGUUAGGCGUGGGACAUUUAAUUUUGAUUUAAAAAGCGGGACGUCCCACCAAAAUCGGGACAUCUGGCUACGCUGGUAUACAUCAUACUAUAAUAAUAAUCUUUAAUAUAAUGAAAACUAUUUUCUAACUUUCCUAAAGCAAUUAGUGCUUUUGCUACGAACGCAGUGGCCGUUCCUCCCUGUUUUUCUUAGACCAGCGGUCUAAUCCAUUAACUUUGACAUAUGUUUUUUGACAUAUACGAAAUUGACAUUCUAUGUGACAUAUGGCACCCGGUGCCUAUUAUUGGAUAUCAUACUGUAGGUUGAUGACAUAUCUCAUCUGCUGCCUAAUUCACUAUCUUUGACGUAUGCUAUACUAAUAGCAUUAACAACUGAGUCUUAGGGCCAUAAAUCAUUUCUCUAUAUCUAUCUCGCUUGCACUUAUGGGUCUUAUGGAGCCGUCUAGUGAAGGGUGUAACAAUGAAAGACAUAUUAUCGAUAAGUAAAGUUUAUUAUCGUAUCUUGUUCACAAAAUUAAAAAAAUUAACAAUAUUUGAUUUAAUAUAAUACAUAUUUCAUAUUAUAUAAUUAUUAACUAAAUAAAAUUAAUCUUCAUCUGAGUCUUCAUCAUCAGAAUCUUCGUCUUCUGCCAAAUUUAUUAUAUAUUAGUAUCCAUAGUGCGCAACGAGUAACACAUGAAUGUAUUUAUUUAAUUGCAGUAAACACAUUUAUAGCAAAAAAAAAUACGCAAUGCAAUUACAUUAGAAACCGACCAAUCAGAAUCGUCCAAAUCAUUAUUGACUCAUCAUUAGCACGUGCGCAGGUAGCCGUUUAUCGAUAAUUAGGGUGCGCAGGUAGGCGCGCUGCACAUUCCUAUCUUUUUUGACUUUUAUGACCGGACGACUCAGAUGAUAAUGCGCAUACUAUAGUUGACAUAUACGAAAUUGAGAUUUGUCAUGUUAAAAGCAUUAUUGGCGGUAGUUUCAUAUUUUUUUAUCAAUUACUCGUGAAUUUAAAAAAUUUAUUUGAGUGAUUUUUUUCUGCGCUGCGAUAAAAAAUAUAUUAAAUGUACGUUUGUUUUAUUUUAUAAUGUUAGUGUUUUAUUCGUUUCAUUAGAAUACUAUUUAUUAAUAAUUGUCAAAAUUAUUACAUAAUUCUCUUUAAUGUAAUAAUAUACCGACAUUAAGAUGGUUAGCGUUGGUAACCAGCGCGACGAUGGCUUAAAUUAUGAAUGCUAUAAUUUAUAUGAAAGUAAGUUUAUAGCAUUUUUAUUAUUAUUUUUAUAUUACAAUUUCGAAUUCGGUGGUUUCGAAAUAAAAAAAUGUACGAGUUUGUUAUAAAGUCGCGUUGGUUAGCUUAGGUAACCAUAUCAUUCCUCAAAAGCCUUAAGUCCUAAUUUUGUUUUAUAUGGUUUUUGCGAUAACAUGAAACAUGAAUAAACAAAGGUCAGAGUAUACAUUAAAAUUGUCUUCUACUACGCAUAUAAAAAAGCUUGAAAGAGUUAAGGAAUCUGCCACGUAAUACAUUGUUCACGCCUAUUAACUGUUACUUAUGAUAAUGAUUUUUAAUUUGAUGUAAUGAAUUUGAAUAUAAGAGAUCCAUGUGAAUAUUAAGUGUUAAUCUAUAAUGAAAUCAUGUUUCAUCAAUGUAAUUUUAAUAUAUCGCGAAAGUUGAGAGACUGGAAGGGCCAUUCUUUAAGUGGACGUCCUAAAUUACGUAUGCGACAUACGCGGUGCUUUAACUAUUAGCCUUUUUCCUGAAAAAAAAAACAUCAGCUAGGGGCAGCACCAGAUGGGAGUAGGUACCAGCAGCGAAGAUAAUAUUUAGUAACGAUCAUUACCAUCAAGCCAUUUAGCGUUCCGGUACGAUGCCGUGUAGAAACCGAUUCCUGUAGGGUUUCCUUUAAAAUCCAUGCAUGUUCAUUGUUGUACUGUAUCUAGAUAAAUGAUAUGAUAGAUGUCAUAGAUGAGAUACUUGAAAAGGAAACUCAUACCACGCUAUAUGAGUUUCCUUUUCGGACGGCUUACCUUCAGCAAAAUUCCAUCCUUCGCCACUGGUAGGUACAUAUAUGUUUUGGAAGUGAACUGUACUGAAAAUUACACGUAAUACUUCUAAAAAACAAAACAACAAAAUCUGCGGUAUCACUACAGUUCGUUUCAUGUGGGAUGGUGCGGGUGACAGUUCGUUUCACUCUUGAAAGUUUGCCGCGAUUCACGUUAUUAGUACCUACGUAAUAAGAACGUCAUACAUGCGACUGUCACCGUACCCAUGCUAUCUGAAAAACACUAAUAACAAAGAUGAUGGAUUAGAGUAUUGCAGAAAGCACUGACUUACUAUAUACUUGGCAACUUCGUUCGUAACACUCCCGAUGCGGGUGCAGGCCGGGGGCGUGUAGCGAUGAAUGAAAAAUCCACGACUGAUGCACCUCACUUCCCCGCACGCACGAUUUCAAACCCGCGCAGUCUUUCCCCCGUCGCCCACAUAUCAUGGGAGUGUCAUCAACAAACUUGCUAGACCAUAAUCCAUAGUAACGAUCAUUACCUAUGUUAUGCAUAGUGAGUUAUUACGGAGACCAUCUUUAAUUGCUCUCCGUGGCACAGGGGUGUAAGACCUCUGUGGUGGACUUUUCAUCUCAAAACAUUACAAUAAAUUAAUUGUAUUGAUUUCAUGCAUAUUCUGAGUAAACUAUGUUACCCUUAAUAUAUUAUUGAUGGUUGUUACCAUUCCUGUCUCUUAUGGUCCAAACUUUUUUAUGUAGAAGAAAAUUUAUGUAUAAAAUUAAAUUGACUGAUUAUUAUAUAAAUGGAGCUUUAAUUAAAUACCUGUAGUACCCGCCAUCUAUCGCUCGAUUUAAUAAAACUGUGCCAUUCCUUGUCUCUCAUAUUCUCAUGCAGCAUUCCUCAUUGUAAUUUCUAAAAUAUAUUUUAAUAAAUUGUAUUAUAAUUAAUAGUUUUACUUGAUGUUGUCAAAUGUUUGCAUGACUACUAUUUAAGUAUAUACAGAAUGAAUUUCUAAUUGAAUUAAAUUAAUAAAAUAUAAAAUACC
Molecule: messenger RNA, 5267 nt
Organism: Bicyclus anynana (squinting bush brown)
Lineage: Eukaryota; Metazoa; Arthropoda; Insecta; Lepidoptera; Nymphalidae
Product: TBC1 domain family member 13
Exons: 9
Coding region: 201-1355 (384 amino acids)
Biological process (GO): activation of GTPase activity; intracellular protein transport
Molecular function (GO): GTPase activator activity
Source: RefSeq, a predicted model, not a curated record